Molecule: messenger RNA, 888 nt
Organism: Pimephales promelas (fathead minnow)
Lineage: Eukaryota; Metazoa; Chordata; Actinopteri; Cypriniformes; Leuciscidae
Gene: znf593
Product: zinc finger protein 593
Molecular function (GO): zinc ion binding; nucleic acid binding
Source: RefSeq, a predicted model, not a curated record
GCGCACAUAACACGAGCCCGCGUGCCGACCCGGAAGUUAUUCGAGCGGUUGUCCAACGUGUUUACGGUGAGGCAGCUGCGUGUUAACAUCAUGGGUAAGUCCAAACAGGUAGGAAACCACAAAAGUGGCAAGAAGAAGCAUAUUGCCAAGACAUGGAAGACCAAGCGCAGAACAAAGGACCUUGACCAGAUUCAUGCAGACAUGAUCCCUGGAAAUGCUGCUAAGUUAUUAAAGCAAGAAGUAGAUUAUGAUGUUACAGGCAGUGCCCAGCAUUACUGUCUGCACUGCGCGAGAUAUUUUGUUGAUUUGAAAACCAUGAAAGAGCAUUUCAAGACCAAAGUUCACAAAAAAAGAUUGAAAAAGCUGAGGGAAGAGCCGUAUACACAAGCUGAGGCAGAGCGGGCAGCAGGAAUGGGCUCUUACAUCCCCCACAAAACCAUAGAGGUUCACACACAGCAAGUUGAGGAGAAUAUGGACUGAAAUCGACUACCUAUCUAUGGACUUUUCUGAGUAAAACCAUUAGGUCUGAGGACUCAGACCAACAGUUUAACUGUUUUCAGAGUUGAAAUUAAUUUAUGAUAAUGGAAAAACUCCUACAUUUAACCAGUGUCAGGUUUAAAAUUCCAGUGUCAGGUAUAUUACAAGUUAAAAUAAGUUGAUAUAAUAUUUGAUGUAUAUUCAUUCUCAGUAAAUUUGGACCCUGUUUGAUUUUGGAGAAGUUCUGGAACAGCUGACUACUUUCAUACACUUGUGAAAUUACGUUGUUAAAAUCAGCUUACAACAAGCAAACUUCUGGGACUGUAAACCUCAUAGUGUUUACUCUGUGUGAGUGUGUAUAUAUAAUAAAUGUGCUUUAAGAGAGCUGAAAUAAAAUUAUAAAUCCAGUAA